GUUUCCCCUCAAGAGUUGUAUAGCUUGGUCUGUGUAUGUGAAAGCGUUGAUUCCAAAUUUGGUGAAGCUCUGUGCAAGCUGAAGAAGUGAGACACUGGUUGUGUGGAAUAUUUGCAGAGUGAGCAUGUAACAUUUCAGAGCAACUGGAAAUUGGAAAAUACACCGUCAUAAAUACUGCCCCCUUUUUAUGUGCGCACGUACAAUAAAUAUACGGUAAAUCCUCUCCCUGCGAUACCGCCUGCGGUUGUAGCGUCGUUACCGUGGCAACAACACCGAGGAAUUGCGGAAAAGUCCUGCAUAGUGUUGAGAAAACCUUCUGUCAGGCAAGACAAAAUCCUUCUGCGGGAAGUUUGAAGUCCUGGAGAGUUAUUCAUGGCCGAAUUUAAGGACCACUCGGAGGCCAAAGCUAGCACAGAUGCUGUUGAGUUCAUGUCCACCGUUGCGAGAGAGGAAUUGCAGCAGUGCCUUUUUGCUGACUCCUUAGUGACCGUUUCAGAUACUGGAAGGGAACUUGGAGAGUUCACAGUUACUGUUGAGAAUGCUGUCUAUAACAAUGAGAUGUGUUACCUAAUUCAUGCUAACAGCCACGGUUCCAUUGAUGACAUACCUUGUGGAACUUCUGUCAUGGCUUAUGUAUCCGAGAGACUUGAAACACUGGAGCAGCACCAUCAUGAAUACGUCAAGCUUCGGGAUCAUCCUUUGGACAGAAAGUCACACCUCAUCAGACAGGAUGAUCAUCUGGUAGUGAACAAAAUUAUUACUGAAAGAGAGGAUGUGAAGAAACAGUCCUUCAGAGUUCCCUUGAGUUCUCUCGAAGGGUUUGUGUCAGAGGCCUCUAACCUUCUAAUUUUGCGGGUACUUGCAAAGAGAAGGCAUGUUCCAGAGAGCAUGAUAUUUCUUGCAUUUGAUGCAGAGACUCACAUCUGUACUUCGGUUUAUAAAGAGCUAGGGGUCAAGAACCAGACCAUUGAAAAGGAGGGGACUGAGGUGUUUGGCAUUGAAAGAACAGUUCAGUCAGAAGAUGACAUCCCUACCACCUGGCACAGCUACUUUCUCUCUGAUGGGCAUUUAUCAAGCAGAGUGCAAGUUGGAUCUCCAGUGAUGAUGAAGCUUAUGCAAAUGCCUACACAAACAGAAAGAGAUGAGAAAGAGAUUAAAACUGUAAUUGAGAAGAAACCAUUGGUCUGGGAAGAAGACAUGCAACUGUACUCAAGGUUUCUUGAUAGGAAGGAAGAAUUAAAAGCAAGUCAUGCUUCAUAUGUGAGACACCAUCCUGAACUCAAAGUCCUAAUGGCAGACUUCCUUCAGUUCUUACUGCUGAGAAAACCCAAUGAUAUCUUCUCAUUUGCUGCUGAGUAUUUUGCACCAUUUUCUUCACAAAGGAAUCCGGGAAACACUUUUAUGUCCUCCAACAAAACCAACCCAUUUCGGUAAAAUGUCUGAAAACCAGAUGAUAGAAGGACUAAAGACAACAUCUGAAGUUAUAUUUUGAUCAAACAUUAAAGGUUUUUAGUUCCAA
This is a messenger RNA of Lepisosteus oculatus (spotted gar), 1519 nucleotides long. It is a transcript of the gene catip, whose product is annotated as ciliogenesis associated TTC17 interacting protein. Gene Ontology annotation, biological process: cilium organization; actin filament polymerization. The record is from RefSeq and is a predicted model, not a curated record. NCBI's taxonomy places the organism in Eukaryota, Metazoa, Chordata, Actinopteri, Semionotiformes, Lepisosteidae.